GUAUUUUCCAGAUCUACCCAACAUAAGUUACACCAAAAUUGUCUCCUGUUCUACUCGCCUUGUCCCUCUCGUAUCAAAUACAACACUUUCUGUGUGUAAAUUGUUGAAUUCUAAUGCUUGUGUGUGUAAUCUCUGCUCAAACCUUUAUUAAUUCACAUAUUUCACUGCCAAUUAAACUUUAAUAACACACGCAUACACACGUUUUUGUUGAUUUGAUUCGAAUGAUGUGGAGUACAAGUCUAGCGAGUUUUAAAGAGAAUCUCAAUAAGAUAGCGCAAGAUGUUCAUGAUGAUGAUGACGAAUAUGAGGAUUCGUCGAUCUAUAACUCAAAUGAUCGUAAUGAUUCUCCGGUGUCGAAUCGCAGAUUUUCUGAUCGCUCGUUUUCGUAUACGAAUUCUCCUCUUUCCAAUGGUUUCGACUCAGCUCACAAUUCUGAGAUAGAACAAUACAGAGCUCAAAUCAGGAAGCUUCAGGAUUCUGAGGCUGAAAUUAAGGCAUUAUCAGUCAAUUAUGCUGCAUUAUUAAAAGAAAAAGAGGAUUACAUAUCUAGGGUGAAUGAGGAAAAUUCUUCUUUAAAGCAAAACUUGGCUAAUGAGCAGUCUGCCAACCGUCAGUAUAAGGCUGCAAUAAGAAAACAUUCAAGUGGAAGCCCAACACAGAAUGGCUCUGCCUCGAAGCAUGAUAUAAUUAGCAAUGGAAUUGCAAAUAUUACACAUACUGGUGGCAGUCAAAGUACGAUUGAACCAAGACGUUCUAGUAUUCAAGGUAAUGAGAAGGAUCUUGCUCUACUAGAAGAACGAAAUCGGCAGCUUGAAGCUAAGCAAUCAAGUCAGGAGUUGAAGAUAACACAACUGGGCAUGGAACUUGAUAAAGAACGUAACAGAUUGGCAGACAUAAAUAGGAAGUUUCAAGAUGAACGAACCAUGGGCUUAUCUAUUCAAGAAGAGCUGCACAAUUUGAAAGCGGACAAAGAUAAAACGUGUGUUGAGAUGAACCAAAUUCGCAAUGACUUGAACCACAAGAUAUCGGAAAUAGGCCGACUACAAGUGGAGUUGAAUAAAAGAGAUAAUACAGAAGCGGAUGUAUUAGUAGAGAAUUUAAAACACGCAAUCACAUCUUUAGAGGAGGAGAAUAGCAAUCUCAAGAAGGAGAAAGAUCAACUCUUUGCCUUGAAAGCUACAUCCCAAAAUGUUACUCCUGGUGUUCCUGAGAAAUCAAAUACAUUAUCUAAUAGUGUUAAUGAGGUGUCUAGAGAUUUUCCUGGUAAAGAAGAGAUGGAAUUAUCCAUACGAAAAAUGGCGAGAGAUCUGAAGGAUGCAUGCCGGGAAAAGGAAAAAGCACUGCAACAACUUAAUCGUCUUAAGCAGCAUUUGCUAGAGAAGGAAUCCGAAGAAUCUGAAAAGAUGGAUGAAGAUAGCAAGAUCAUUGAAGAACUUAGAGGGCAUAAUGAGUAUUUAAGAGCUCAAAUAUUACAAAUGGAGAAAGCUCUGAAGCAGGCCAUUGCGAGUCAGGAGGAAGUUCAUUUCAAAUAUAAUGAGGAACUCAAAAAGUCAAAGGAAAUCAAUGAUGACCUUAAUAAAAAGCUAUCAAGCUUCCGGAACACAUUAAACGCUAAAAAUGAUGAACUUUUAAACCUGCAAACUGCUCUAGGCCAGUACUAUGCUGAAAUCGAAGCGAAGGAAGAUUUGGAAGAAAAAUUGGCCAGUGCGAGAGAAGAGUCUGCCAAGCUUACUGAACGUCUAAAGGAUGCAUAUCAGCAAGCAGAGAUAAUGAAGAGUGAUAAGGAAGAAAUCUUAGCAAAACUUUCGGAGGCUGAGAGACUGUUAGCCGAUGGUAAAAGUAGAGUAAAUAAGAUCGAGGAAGACAAUGCAAAGCUUCGUCGUGCUCUUGAACAGAGCAUGACAAGGCUUAAUAGAAUGUCAAUGGAUUCUGAUUAUUUUGUUGACAGGCGCAUUGUGAUUAAGUUAUUGGUGACAUACUUCCAGAGAAACCACAGCAAGGAGGUCCUAGAUCUUAUGGUUCGCAUGCUUGGGUUUACGGACGAAGACAAACAGAAGAUAGGUGUUGCCCAGCAAGGUGCAGGAAAAGGUGUUGUUCGGGGUGUGUUGGGGUUACCAGGUCGUCUUGUAGGCGGUAUCAUGGGUGGAAGUCCAGCUGGAAGUUCUGCAAGCACAGCAUCUGAUAAUCAGUCAUUUGCGGAUCUAUGGGUUGAUUUCCUUCUCAAAGAGACUGAAGAAAGAGAAAGAGCUAAGAAUGAAUCUGCACAAGAUCAACAUGGUGCCGACCCCGGUACUGCAGGAUCACCGAUUUCCAGCAGAACAGACACAGUUCCUGUUGCAGCCUCUGGUUUGUCAAGAUGGAAUUCCCCACUGAACCAGGAACAGACCACAUUGUUGCCACAUGGGAACCUUCAAAUCGAAAAUACUGAUUCUGAAUUUUCAACUGUUCCUUUAUCUGAAAGCAAUCCUCAACUUUCCAGAUUGCUCCCCAGAUACUAGGACUCCUACAGUCCUGCAUUCUGUAAAUUAUUCAAAGGACGUAAACAGGUUGGGAGCUAAACACAUUUUGUUGAGAGACUUGACUGACAAUGGAACAGGCAUCUCCUCAACAUAGGACAAACAUAAGACAGCUAUGUAUAAAAGGAUGGAAGAAAUUGACUGCGUGUUGAUAAGCAGAGAUUGAUGGAAGCUACAUAUUUUUGUCAGCUAUUUGGUCACCCUUUCACAAUGAUAAGAUGCAGAAAAGGCUUGUGUGUAAAAUGUAAAUAGAAGGACUUUGUUAUAUCUUAUACUCUAUAUCUUAUAUACCAUUGUUUGUCCAAGGAAGAUCGUUUUCAAAUUUUA
Daucus carota subsp. sativus is the source of this 2843-nucleotide messenger RNA. Its product is annotated as golgin candidate 4. The record is from RefSeq and is a predicted model, not a curated record. Gene Ontology annotation, cellular component: Golgi apparatus. Bases 222 to 2498 code for a protein of 758 amino acids. Gene Ontology annotation, biological process: Golgi organization; endoplasmic reticulum to Golgi vesicle-mediated transport. Gene Ontology annotation, molecular function: small GTPase binding. The transcript has 16 exons. Lineage: Eukaryota; Viridiplantae; Streptophyta; Magnoliopsida; Apiales; Apiaceae.